AUGGCUCUUCGACUCCAAUCAAGGCGAUUGGCCUUUGCCGGCGCCCGUCGAACUUUCUCUUCACCGGCUACCGCAUCUACUUCGAAUCUCUCCCAAGAUGUCCAGCGGUCAAUCUCUCGAGAAGCGUCCCUCCCGAAUCCAGACCCUCCCGAGGACUCUGCAAGCGCCGCGUUGGUGAAGGAACAUUUGAAGCAUAUGGUCCCUACAUACGUGCGCCCUUCGCUGGUGUUCGUCAAAGGCGAGGGCUCGUACCUGUGGGACUUGGAGAACCGAAGGUAUCUCGACUUCACUGCUGGGAUCGCCGUCAAUGGACUGGGCCAUUCCGACCCAGGCGUGGCCAGGAUUCUCGCCGACCAGGGUACGACGCUUCUACACACAUCCAACCUCUACUUCAACCCCUGGACCGGCGCCUUGUCGCAACUGCUAGUUGAAAAGACGCUCGAGUCGGGCGCCAUGCACGAUGCCGCGACCGUAUUCGUCUGCAACUCGGGCUCCGAAGCAAACGAGGCCGCCAUCAAGUUCUCGCGCAAAGUCGGCAAGACCGUGGACCCAAGCAGAUCGAAGCACGAGUUCGUCUCCUUCCACGGAUCCUUCCACGGCCGAACGAUGGGCAGUCUGUCCGCCACGCCGAACCCCAAAUACCAAGAACCGUUCGCGCCGAUGCUGCCGGGGUUCAAAUACGGAACGUACAACGAUGUCGAGGCUAUCAAUGAGCUGGUCACGGAGAAAACAUGUGGUGUGAUCAUCGAGCCUAUCCAGGGCGAGGGCGGCGUCAACGUGGCGACCGACGAGUUCUUGAUCGCGCUGGCGAAGCGGUGCCGUGAGGUCGGUGCCGUCUUGGUGUACGACGAGAUCCAAUGCGGUCUGGCGCGCACAGGCAGCCUCUGGGCGCACGGCCACUUGCCCAAGGAGGCACAUCCCGACAUCAUCACCACGGCCAAGGCUCUCGGAAACGGGUUCCCCAUCGGUGCGACCAUCGUGAACAACGCCGUCAACGAGAAGAUCAAGGUCGGCGACCACGGCACGACCUUUGGCGGCAACCCGAUGGCGUGUCGCCUGGCGCAUUACGUCGUCUCGCGACUGGCGGACCCGAAGAUGCAGGAGGAGGUUCUCUCCAAGUCCCAGCUUUUCAGGGAACGGUUUGAUCGCAUGCGCGAGCGGUUUCCCGACUUGAUAAAGGAGGUUCGUGGUCGAGGUUUGAUACUGGGCGUCCAGCUGACGCAGGAUCCCGCGCCAAUCAUCAAGGCUGCGCGGGAGAGGGGACUGUUGAUCAUCACUUGCGGGACGAACACGUUGCGGUUCGUGCCUCCGUUGACUGUGAGUGAGGAGGAGAUCAAGAGCGGCCUGGAUAUAGUAGAGGAGGUAAUCGAAGCACAGUUUGCGUAG
Anthostomella pinea is the source of this 1386-nucleotide messenger RNA. The record is from the annotation of a GenBank genome assembly. Lineage: Eukaryota; Fungi; Ascomycota; Sordariomycetes; Xylariales; Xylariaceae.